GAAAGCAAUAACGUUUGCAUCGAUAUUUUUAUGUUUCGUUUUAGGUGAAACCAAUAAAGGUAAAACAACAAAAGACGAUCUCAAAUAUUGGAAAUCAGAAAUAUCUGAUGACAAAAAACAGACAAGUAAGACUAAAGCAAUUGAUAAAAAUGAUAAAUCUAAUCUUCGUCAACGAGAACCUAAAUCAAAAUCGAAAAAAGAUGAACACUUUUCUAAGUGGCCUAAAGAAACCAGAUAUAAUAAAAAGAAAGUAGCACCUAGAUACACGAAAAUGCAGAUGGUACAGCAAGGAGAUACAACGAAGUCUCCUCAUUUGCCAAGCUCUGAAGAAGUUGAAUCAGUAUUGAGUCCUUACAGUAUUAAACAUCAACUUCUACAUUUUACGAAUAACUUUUCUAAUGCAAACGUAACCCUCGAUGUAAUUGGCCGAACUGUUGAAUAUAAUGAUAUUGUCUUACUUAAGAUGACAGAAAAAAAGGGGGACCCAACGAAAAGAUAUUUGAGGACCAAUGAAGGCAAAUAUGCUGAUGAUUCACAAGAGAAAAAGAUUAUACUUAUAGUACAUGGACUUAGUGUAAUGGGUGCAACAAAUCUUGAAUGCCUAUCACACGAAAAUGCUUUUCUUAAGCUCUUAUCUUAUUAUACUGAUUAUUUAGAUGAAUUUGAUAUAUUCCUGAUACCAAUGGCAAAUCCAGAUGGCAUUGCUGCACUAAGGACUUCCAACCCGAUCUGGAAUAAGAAUGCCUCACCUCAAAAUGAUUGUCCGGGUGUAGCAUUAGAUCGAAAUUUUGAUAUAGCAUGGAAUAAUAAUGUUUCUAUCAACUCCUGCCAUCAAGAUUAUCCAGGCUCAGCACCAUUUUCUGAAGCGGAAACAAGAGCAAUACGUGAUAUAUUUCACAAAUACAGUCACAAAAUAAUUGCUUAUUUAAAUGUGCAUGCUGGAACUUACGAUUCCACUACAUUCAAGGGUGAUGCUGUUUUAUAUCCCAAAGGCUAUACAGAGUCUUCAGAUGAUGAUAAGUAUAUUGAUCUGAAGGGUGAAAUUGACGAAGCUAUGAGAAACGCAAGUUUUCAGGUCAUAUCGGUAACUGUUGACACAUUGUACAGUUGGUAUGGAAAGGUUACUGGAUCAAGUGUGGAUUAUGCUUUUGAGGUUUAUGGUAUACCGUUUGCCCUUGAACUAGCGAUGCAAAUAUAUCAGAAUCCGAUUGACUACGGAGAUCAUCCCGACUACCACGAUAAUGCCCUCGUUGAAGUGUGGGGCAGAGUUAUUGACGUCAUUUUAAGUUUUAUUUGGAAAUCGCAUAAUGGAAACGAAAUUCAAUAAGAUCUUACACGAAGG
Vanessa tameamea is the source of this 1342-nucleotide messenger RNA. RefSeq names its product carboxypeptidase B-like. Gene Ontology annotation, biological process: proteolysis. The transcript is spliced from 10 exons. Bases 272 to 1327 code for a protein of 351 amino acids. Gene Ontology annotation, molecular function: zinc ion binding; metallocarboxypeptidase activity. NCBI's taxonomy places the organism in Eukaryota, Metazoa, Arthropoda, Insecta, Lepidoptera, Nymphalidae. The record is from RefSeq and is a predicted model, not a curated record.